AAAUAUCAUAGUCAAUUAGUGGCGUGCACUAUUAAAAUUUCAUUUAUUUGGAAACGGGCGCUCAAUAUCGAGACAGCCGCCGAUACGAGCGCUAUCAUUGGCGCUUUGCGUCAAUCGAUUUUUUCAUUAUUAUUAUUCCUUAUCGCUCGGCUUACAUAGUGGCUGGCACUGAUGGAUUGCCCCGUCGACGAGACAGACAUUUAGAACUCACGAGAUCUUCGUAGAAUAGACGCCAAGGACGUCGCAACAUAUUUCUGUAGCAUUUAAAGCGAAGUGUCCAUCUUCAAAUGACCACAAAAAAGUUCAGAAGAUUCAAAUUCUAACUUUCGAGAGCAAGUGAAGUGAUAAGAUUCAAAUUCUAACAUUCGAGCAAGUGAAGUGAUAAAGAAAAAGAGUCUUCACAUAUCGUUUAUAAUUUAUUUUCAUCGAAACUUAACACAUGAAGUUAACAUCAAAACACUGUGAUAACAUAAUUUACUCAACAAAUAGAUAACAGUGCAAAGGUUCUACUUGUUUUUAAGACGCCUAAUAUUGCAAUAUUUUUUUAGUAUUUGAUGCAACAAUAUGUAUGAUAUGAUCAAAUUAUCGUAAUACGAAAGAACGCGAUAUUGUAAGAAGUGUAAGUUAUAUACAUCAACGUGAAGAUUGUACGGAUAUCUGUUAGUACAAAAAAUAUUUCAACAUGUCUUUUCUUAACGAGAUGAUAAUGUUGGCAUACACAGCCCAAAUGAUGUCUACCUUGCCUGAAAAAGGAGGGAAUAUUAGUGUAGCUCAGAAUACUACAACUUUGUCGCCGAUGGAGGUGGAGAACAAAUUUGAUUUCGACGACCAAUGGUAUAUGUGGCGAUGUUAUGAGCCGUUCGGAUGCUUUUAUAUUGGACCACCCUGGUCUGGAGAGGAUCGACCAGUGUCUACAUUUCCCGCAAGACCGGACAGUAUCGAUCCUCAUUACAUCCUUUAUACACGCGAACAGGCUGGAAAACCUUAUGAAUUGAAGAUCGAUGGAAAUUCAACGAUCCGGAAAUCGCCCUUGAACAAGAAAAACAAUUUGUAUUUCAUUAUCCACGGAUUUCUGGACAACGGUGACAAAACUUGGGUCUUAAGAGUAAUGAAGGAGUUGCUGUUGCGGGAGGAUUGCAACGUCGUGAUCGUUAAUUGGCUUGCCGGUGCUGGACCACCCUACACACAAGCGGUGGCGAACACACGGCUAGUGGGUGCUAUGACAGCUCGUAUAGCAGCACUACUAAUUGAGAUCACGGAAUUACUACCUUCGAAAAUGCAUUGCAUUGGCCAUAGUCUAGGCGCUCACACUUGCGGUUACGUCGGAUUCCACUUACGCGUUCGAUACAACUAUACACUAGCUAGAAUUACAGGUCUUGAUCCGGCGGAACCGCACUUUAGCAAUACACAUACAAUGGUCCGGCUUGAUCCAACGGACGCAAACUUCGUGACAGCCAUUCAUACCGAUUGUGAUCUCUUUAUUAGCGGUGGCCUAGGCAUUAGCCAACCCGUUGGUCACAUUGAUUUCUAUCCGAAUAGCGGUCGCAAUCAGCCUGGCUGUAAUGAGGGUGUGUUGAAUUCCAUUACUUUGGAACGCGGCAGUUUCAUUCGUGGUAUUAAGAGAUUUCUAGGAUGCAAUCAUAUUCGUAGCUACGAGUACUUCAUUGAAAGCAUAAAUACACCGUGCCCAUUCUUAGCCGUGCCGUGCAGUUCGUGGGAGAAAUUUCAUGAGGGCAAUUGUUUCGACUGCGUAAAUCAAUAUUGUCCUAGAUUCGGACUGGACGCUCAGCCUGGAAAUUACCACGCAUCUGUAUAUUUGAUGACCGGAUCGGAUAAACCAUUCUGUAAAGCUCACUAUAAGCUGACGAUAAAUAUCUCAAAGACGAACGAAAGUUUGUUACACGGCGGAGAGAUCGGAUUAUUCGUUGUACGCGUAAUCGGCAUAAACGGUAAAAAGACCGAAGAGAUGCAGCUGAGUCCAACCUCGAAGUAUUACGAGCCUGGUAGUACGCACACCAUCGUACUACCUGGCGAUGUUGUCGGAAAGCCGCACUCAGUGGAAAUUACCUGGAAAUAUGAGACCCGAGUCUGGAACCCACUGACAUGGAGACUGUUCCAGACGCCACGGGUUUACAUCGAUAUGCUGACUGUAAAAAACCUGGAGACUGAUCAUGGGGUCACGCUAUGUCCAGAUAAUACGAAAGCGCUAAUCACUAACAAACCUAAGAUUCUUACUACGGAUAAUUGUCGCAACAUGGAACACAACACAAAUUUCAUAUGAAGAACCAAUAAAAUCCACGCGUAUUCAUUUUUUC
Molecule: messenger RNA, 2315 nt
Organism: Atta colombica
Lineage: Eukaryota; Metazoa; Arthropoda; Insecta; Hymenoptera; Formicidae
Product: pancreatic lipase-related protein 2-like
Exons: 7
Coding region: 683-2281 (532 amino acids)
Biological process (GO): lipid metabolic process
Molecular function (GO): triacylglycerol lipase activity; protein binding
Source: RefSeq, a predicted model, not a curated record